CUUGCACGUAAUUUUGUUUUAAUGUGUCUUGGUUUUUAGUGCUUUGUUUACUGUGAGAGAAAUCAGUUGCAAGCUCAUCUGUAGGUCACAGACAUGUCUACUGGCUUGCAGCUCCUUGGAACAACACUAGGCACUCUUGGCUGGCUGGGCAUAAUUAUAUCAUGUGCAAUCCCUCUAUGGCGUGUGACUGCCUUCAUUGGAAACAACAUUGUGACUGCACAGACGAUGUGGGAAGGGCUGUGGAUGAGCUGUGUGGUGCAGAGUACAGGCCAAAUGCAGUGUAAAGUGUAUGACUCCAUGCUGGCUCUUGCCCAAGAUCUGCAGGCCUCUCGAGCUAUCCUUGUCAUUUCUGCUAUUGUUGGUUUAAUUGCCAUGUUUGCAAGUUUUGCUGGUGGUAAAUGUACUAAUUGCCUGGCGGAUAACUCCGCAAAGGCUCUGGUUGCUACAACAGGAGGCGUUGCCUUCAUAAUUGCAGGGAUCUUGGGUUUGGUGCCACCUAGCUGGACCGCUAAUACAAUCAUCAGAGACUUUUACAAUCCUCUCGUAGCUGAAGCACAGAAGAGGGAGUUUGGAGCAGCCAUCUUCAUCUGCUGGGGGGCAGCAGUGCUCCUGGUUAUUGGUGGAGGUCUCCUCUGCAGCUCUUACCCAAAAGGAAGAACCUCCAGCAGGGGUCGGUAUACACCAGCUUCUCAAAAUGGAAGAGAGCGCUCGGAGUAUGUGUGACUGAAGGAUGUCUGUUUGAAGAAAUUAUAGAUUUGUUUUAGGUUUUUAUCUAUUUAAAUGUCUGUCUGAGAUCGUCUUUGUAAAGCAGAGAUGAAGUGAUCAAUUGAGCUAAUAAAACACAUUUUAUUC
Messenger RNA from Danio rerio (zebrafish), 852 nucleotides. RefSeq names its product claudin g (gene cldng). NCBI's taxonomy places the organism in Eukaryota, Metazoa, Chordata, Actinopteri, Cypriniformes, Danionidae. Gene Ontology annotation, cellular component: membrane; plasma membrane; bicellular tight junction. Gene Ontology annotation, molecular function: structural molecule activity. The record is from RefSeq and is marked validated.